This is a messenger RNA of Trichoderma breve, 771 nucleotides long. Its product is annotated as YEATS family domain-containing protein. The record is from RefSeq and is a predicted model, not a curated record. Bases 1 to 771 code for a protein of 256 amino acids. Gene Ontology annotation, biological process: regulation of DNA-templated transcription. The transcript has 3 exons. NCBI's taxonomy places the organism in Eukaryota, Fungi, Ascomycota, Sordariomycetes, Hypocreales, Hypocreaceae.
AUGGCGCCGUCGAACCAAUUCGGAAAGCGCGUCAAGCUGACGCAGAUCCGACGACCGUUUGUCGUUGGCAGCACGGCGCUUCCCUUUUCAGAUUCGAAUCCACGACCGCCCGGGGCGCCUGACAAUCACACGCACUCAUGGCAGGUUUUUGUACGGGGCAUGGAGGAUACAGACAUCACGUAUUGGUUGCGACGUGUACAGUUUAAGCUACACGAGUCUAUUCCAAACUACGUUCGGAUGGUCGAAGGAGAGCCCGGCAAGCCGUUCGUCGUCAACGAAACAGGAUGGGGAGAGUUCGAUAUCACGAUAAAGCUGUACUACGUCAAUGACUCGGGAGAGAAACCGCAGACGCUGUAUCAUUAUCUGCGCCUCCACCCCUACGGUAGAACCGAGGAGGAGAAGCAGUCCAUGCUGGCGUCAAACGGCGAGGUCCGGGCUUGGAGUUAUGAAGAGCAGCUGUUCAACGAGCCUUACGAAGCGUUUUACCAGAUUCUGACUUCUGGCGCCGUGCCCAAGGGAUGGAAGCCGGCCGGUGGAAGUGGCAAGGGAAAGGGCAAGGGAAAGAACCGCGCGCCGCCGCCACUCCCCGCGCCGGACAGUGGAGAUCCGUUUAGUCGGGAGACGGAGGCCGCGGAGAUUAAGAAGCUCUCGGACGCUCAGCAAAAGACGGAACAGAUGACCAAGCAGCUCCUCGCCGAGCUGAAGAAGAAGGAAGAGCAACUAGCUCAACUAAAAACCGAGAACGCAGCAGCAGUGGCGAAGACUUCAUAG